AUGAUUAGGGCACGAGAUCUUCUGAUCUUGGCCCUCUUGGGAUUCAUCUCAUGUGCACUUGGGCUGAAAGUUUCCUCGGGCUACCACAUAGUCCACAAUCAUCCCCAAUCAUCUUUUCCCAACUAUCAUGGAUUCAGUUACCUACAAGGUUCAGCUCCAUAUGUAAUUGGGAACAGCUUGCCGACUUCUCCGGCUCCACAAAAUCCGUUUUCCUCGCCUGCCAGUCCUCCCGUAACAGCUUAUGGUUACAGCUUUCCCACUGCUGGUAUGGUGUCAUGUGCUGCUCCUCCGGCAGUUUGCGAAAAAAGUGCUUACCGCACCUUGGACGGAUCCUGCAAUCACCUGGAGCAACCCGGCUUAGGAGUGGCCAAUUCCAAGUAUGGACGCCUGCUGACUCCCAAAUAUGCCGACGGCAUUUCGGCACCCACUAGAUCCGUGACGGGAGAUGAGUUGCCCAGUGCUCGUCUUGUUUCCUUAGUGGCCUUCGGAGAACAAGAUGUACCCGAUCCGGAGUUCACGCUGCACAACAUGCAGUGGGGCCAGAUCAUGACCCACGAUAUGAGCAUGCAGGCGGGUGGCACUCAGUCCAAAAAGCAUCCCACACGUUGUUGCACCGACGAUGGCCGCCUGAUUGGCCUGGACACCGCGCACAAGACCUGUUUCGCCAUUAUUGUGCCACCCCACGAUCCGGCUUACUCCCAAGUGGGCACUGAGUGCCUCAACUUUGUGCGCACCCUGACGGAUCGGGACUCGAACUGCCAGUACCACGGUGGCCCGGCGGAGCAGCUGACGGUGGUCACCUCGUAUUUGGAUCUCUCGCUGGUAUACGGCAAUUCCAUUCAGCAGAACAGCGAUAUCCGGGAGUUCCAGGGAGGCCGGAUGAUUGUGGAGGAGCGUAACGGAGCCAAGUGGCUGCCACUUUCUCGAAAUGUGACCGGCGAUUGCGAUGCCGUUGAUGCCAGUGAGGUGUGCUACCGUUCCGGCGAUGUGAGGGUCAACCAGAAUCCGGGCCUGGCCAUUCUCCAGACGAUCCUGCUGCGUGAGCACAAUCGCAUUGCGGACGCCUUGUCGGCCCUGAAUCCACACUACGAUGAUCGCACGCUGUUCCAGGAGGCGCGAAAGAUCAACAUUGCCCAGUAUCAGCAAAUCAGUUACUACGAGUGGCUGCCCAUCUUUCUGGGAGGCGAGAACAUGCUGAAGAACCAGCUGAUCUACAAGGCUCCGUCCGGAAGCUAUAUCAACGAUUUCGAUCAUACCAUCGAUCCAUCGGUGCUGAAUGAGCAUGCGACGGCCGCUUUCAGAUACUUCCAUUCCCAGAUUGAAGGUCGCUUGGACCUUCUGUCCGAGCUGCGGCAAGUUCUCGGCUCUCUGACCCUCAGCGACUGGUUCAACCGUCCCGGCAUUAUCGAGGUGGGAGAUAACUUUGAUUCCCUGACCAGAGGACAUGCCACUCAGCCCGAGGAACUAACUGAUAUCAACUUUGACCGACAGAUCAAGCACUUCCUGUUCAGAAGAAACAUGCCUUUUGGUUCCGAUCUGCGCUCCCUGGACAUUCAGCGUAACCGCGACCACGGUCUGGCCUCCUACAAUGACAUGAGGGAAUUCUGCGGACUGAGACGUGCACACUCGUGGGAGGGAUACGGUGAUCUAAUCAGUCCACCCAUUCUGGAGAAACUGAAGUCGCUCUACCCAAGCCACGAAGACGUGGACCUGACUGUGGGAGCCUCCUUGGAGGCGCAUGUGGCCGGAGCUUUGGCUGGACCCACCUUCCUGUGUAUCCUAACUGAACAGUUCUACAGGACCAGGGUGGGAGAUCGUUUCUUCUUCGAAAACGGAGACAAGCUCACCGGAUUUACGCCCGAUCAACUGGAGGAGCUGCGAAAGGCCAGUAUGGCCCGUCUGCUGUGCGACAAUGGCAACCACAUUUCAUCUAUGCAGCCCGAAGCUUUCAGAACUGUUUCGCACUCGAAUCCGAUCUUGCCUUGCUCAAAUAUUCCUCAAGUCGACCUCACCAAAUGGAUUGAUCAAAAGCCAUAUGCCACUGUAGAUCCGUCCCACUACGGAAAGAAGUAA
Molecule: messenger RNA, 2073 nt
Organism: Drosophila teissieri
Lineage: Eukaryota; Metazoa; Arthropoda; Insecta; Diptera; Drosophilidae
Product: peroxidase
Exons: 8
Coding region: 1-2073 (690 amino acids)
Biological process (GO): response to oxidative stress
Molecular function (GO): peroxidase activity; heme binding
Source: RefSeq, a predicted model, not a curated record